GCGGACGAAGAAGGGAAAAAGAAACAUGGCCGUCGCAGGCACCGGAGCUCCCACAAGCACGAUGAGGCGAAGAAGCGACGGAAGAAGAAGAAGAAGCGGAAGAAGAAGAAAAAGAAGGCAGGUGGUCUUGCCCCAUGGGACUCUGGAACGAGCUCUGAGGAGGAGGUCGAGGAAGAGGAGGAGGCCAUAGAACCAGAGGAAGAAGAGGUUCUCGUUUUCAAGUCUGACCACGAGUUCUCCCCUGAGUCAGAUCUAGAGGAAGGAGAUGAGAGUGCACCUACCAAGCAUGCCCGCACUGCACGCAAAGGAGAGCGCAAGAAGGGCGAGGAGGUGGUGUCAUUGGUGGAGGUGCUGCAGGAGCAUCUGAAGAGCAUCGAUGUCCUCCUGAAGAAGCGGGAGAAGGACGACAUGAUGAAGAAACGGCUGGAGUAUGUCACCAUCAGCAUGAGCAACAUCAUCCCCGCACGCAAGCGCCAGGAUUCGGGCGAGGAGGGUUCCGAUGACGAAGAUGACGAGGAUGAGUCAGAGAGUGACUCAGACGAUGAAUCUAGCUACUCAUCCUCAAGUGAGGAGGAUGAAACGCCCAUCUACCCUCUGAGGGCGAGGAACCCUGGCCAAAAAGUGUCCUACAAGUUCUCAGAGUUUGAUGAUCUCAUCAAGUCUGCCAUUGAGGAUGACCCAGCAGUGCACGAGGAACGAGUAUCUCGUGGGAAGGACAUGCAAAAUAUUAUAGCUGCCAAUGAGGAAGAGGAAGAGCUGGGGAGAAAGGAGGAAGAAGAGGAGGAGGAGGAGGAAGAGGAGGAGGUAGCAGCAACAGAAGAGGCAAAGGCAGAUGCCAAGAGUGAGGGUGAAGCAGCAGAGGCUCAACUUAUUCCUGCUGUAGACUUACCAGAAGAUCGAGAGUCCCAAGCGCAUAGGGAGCGGGUGGCCAACCUGGAGAAGCUGACCUGGAAGAAGAAGAAGAAGAAGGCCCUCACCAGUCUGGACUUUUCGAGCGAUGAUGAGGGUGAUGAUGCCGCCUCAGACGAGGACUUCCGUGGCUCCAGUGCGGAGGAGAAUGAGGAAGACGAGGAAGAAGAUGAGGACGAGGAGGAGGAAGAAGAGGACGAGGAUGCCGACAGCGAUGAGUCGUACGGCCCCAGCCGCAGGCGGCGCUCUGGCCGAGAGGCUGUCCGUCGCAGUUCUCGCUCCACCCGCACCAGUCGAUAUGACAGUGACUUUGUGGAUGAGAGCGAGGAUGAGGAUGACAAGUCCCGGCACAAGAAGCGGAAGCGAAAGAGGAGUCCCAGUGCAAGCGAAUCUGACAGCGAUGAGACCUGGGGUGGCAAGAAAUGCAAAUCCAGCACCAAGCGAGUUGGGAGUCGACGCAAGUCUCAGUGGAGUGAUGAGGACUCAGAUGAUUCUACGGAGCGGAGACGACGAAACCGUAAGAAGGCCAAAGGCAAAGCCAAACCACCUCCAAGGACUGAUGCAGCUCCAAGGCCGCCCAGCAAAAAGAGAAAGCACUUGAGAUCUGAAUUGGAGGAGCUGAAAGCUGGGAGUGGGGUAUUCAUCCAAGAGGAGUCAGAGGACGAAGGGCCCCGCCGUCGCACCCGUGGCCGCCAGAUCAACUACCGGGAACUCGUUGGCAGCGAUGAUGAUAUAGAUGAUUCCUAUGGAGGGAGCAAGAAGAGGAAAAAAGAGUCAGACAGUGGGGAUGAGUUCACACUGGACAAGGAGGAGAUAGAUGAGGCAGAGGGCACCAGUCGCAAGGGUGGGGCUCGCCCUAUUCGCACCUAUGCAGGUCUGGCCAGGCGAGGGAAACCUGCCAUGGCCACCCGUCUUCCUGCAUCCCGUCCUUCUGGUCCUAAGAAGGGGAAGGCUGAGCUUGAGAGUGAAGAUAGUGCUGAGGAGGAGGUGGAGGAGGAAGAAGAGGAGGAACAGCCACAUGGAAAUGAGGAGGAGGAUGAGGAAGAUGCACUUCACAGUGAUGAGGACAUGAACACCAUCCCCCUGAAGGACACUCGCAAGAACCGCCAGGCAAGGGGUGAGACAGUUGAGAUGAAGAAGGCCCGAUUGCAGGGAAUCAGUGCUGAAAUCAAGCGUCCACCUGCAAUUGGAACACCAAUGGCACCCUUGCCCGGAGAAGAAUCAGUGAUCAAGCGUGUUGUUACUCCUGAGCAGCAGGGGCAACCACCACCAUAUUGGCGACCAGGAAUGCCCCCACCACUGCAACAGCAACCAUUUCCACCUCAGCAGCAGCCACAAGAUUCACCUAAGCUGCCCUAUCCUCCUUACAUUCCUCCUCAAUAUCCACAGGCAUCUGCACUUCCACCUCAGCAUGUGGCCAUACCAGGAGCACCUAUUCCACAAUUACCACUUAGUGGUGGUCCUGUUGGUCCAUUACAACCUCAAUCUGCUGUGCUGCCCCAAUUACCAACAGCUGCUCUACAGUCAGGGACACCUCCUAGGGUCCCUCCCCCACACCCACAUAUUGUCCCAAGGACUGCUCCAGAUCCCCAUGCCUAUCAGCCCGGAUUCACACAGUAUCCACCUCGGCACCAGGCAGGCAUGUAUCGCCCCCCGUUUGUCCGGUACCCCCCCCAGGUGAUGCCUCAUCGACCGGUACAGUAUGAGCCAGGGUUCAAAGGACCAACAGACCCAGCAAGUGAGGACUCUCCUGAACCUGGACAUCCUCAAUUGCCCCACCCUCACCAUGGACUUCCUGGGACGAGUGAGUUCGGUGGACUUGUCUCGUAUUUCUCCAGUCAACGUGAAGAUGUGGAUGACUGAGUGAUGUUUGUGCACAUGUUUCUUCUUUGAUACCUACAAAUUUUUUCUUUUUCCUUUAGUUGUUGCUAAUUGUUUCUUUUCCUGCUGGAAACAUAUUCAGGUUGCUUCUUGCAUAGGCUAGACAGCUUGGGGAAGCUUUGGAACAAAUGACCCUUUUUUAUGGCAGACCUGCCUCGUCCAAGCAGCUGAUUGUAAAGACUUUGCAGAAGUUUCAGUCCUAAUGAAUGUUCUGCUUUUACAAAACAAAUUUCACGCAUUUCGGACUAGCUCUAGAGUGCAGUAUUCGAUCCAAACCUGAU
Darwinula stevensoni is the source of this 3071-nucleotide messenger RNA. The record is from the annotation of a GenBank genome assembly. Lineage: Eukaryota; Metazoa; Arthropoda; Ostracoda; Podocopida; Darwinulidae.